Molecule: messenger RNA, 1306 nt
Organism: Lindgomyces ingoldianus
Lineage: Eukaryota; Fungi; Ascomycota; Dothideomycetes; Pleosporales; Lindgomycetaceae
Product: putative uridine/cytidine kinase
Exons: 5
Coding region: 136-1056 (306 amino acids)
Cellular component (GO): cytoplasm
Source: RefSeq, a predicted model, not a curated record
CCAGCUCUUGCGGUUCUGUCUAUGCUAAAGAAUGGGCGAGCGCUGCGUUGUGGGGCACACAAAUGUACCGUUCGGACUCCCGAAGCCAUUUUGCUCGUUCGCAAGUGCAGAAACCCACGAUUUUCCAAUUCGAAAAUGGCUUCACAAAUUGUGGAUGACAAGUCGGAACAUUGCAUUCCCUUCAUUCUCGAGUGUCUAUCUACACACAGGAAAAAGUACCUGGACGAGGGCCAGCAACCCCCUCCAUUCUUUCUUGGAUUGAAUGGAGUCCAAGGCGCUGGGAAAACAACGCUGGUCAAUACACUCUGCAAGACGCUUCGCUCACCGCCUCACUCUCUCCCUACUACCGUACUCAGCAUUGACGACUUCUAUCUCACCCACACCGCUCAAGUCGCCCUCGCGGAAUCGCAACCUGACAACCGACUGGUCCAGCACCGUGGCCAACCCUCGACCCAUGACCUCACGCUCGGAGCCUCCGUCUUCGCUGCCCUGAAAGCGCGACAGCCGGUGAAGAUCCCUGUAUACGACAAAUCACAAUUCAGUGGGCAGGGCGACCGAGCUGUUGAAUCCACAUGGGAGGAAGUAAACAGGCGUAGUGACUCGAGUAUCGAUGUCGUUGUUUUUGAGGGGUGGUGUGUUGGCUUCCGACCAUUGAGCGACGCCGAGGUGGAAGAGAAGUGGACUGAGGCGCGGCAGGGUAAAUUCGGCGAGACUCAAUUGGAGCAUCAUCAACUGCAGGAUUUGUUGUUCAUCAACAGGGCGCUAAGAGAAUAUGAUGUGUUGACUGACUCCUUGCAUGCUUUCAUUCAUAUCGACGCUGAAGACACCAAGUACGUGUACGAGUGGAGGCUGGAGCAAGAAGUGGGCUUGCGCGCUUCGAGAGGAACGGGCAUGACGGAUGAGCAGAUCAUUCACUUCGUCGACGGAUAUUACCCCGCAUAUGAGCUCUAUACCGCCACUCUUCGAAGGGGCAUCUUCGAUUCCGGGGAAGCGGGAAGACAGCUGAGAUUGGUAGUCGGACGAGACCGGCGCGUUAAGUCAACUCAGAGGAUUUAAAACGCGCGAUAACGGGAUGUCGACCUUCUACUCCAGGAUGCUCAAUGUCGACAGAGGUGCCGGGUAGCACGAUCAGCGUCCUUCGGAGGACCACAUGCAAAGGCCCUAGGAGAGAAAUGUCUUUGCGCUGUCUAAUCAGAUAGGAGAAAGACUGGGAUCACAAAGGCGGGUGCCACGAAUUUGCAAGCUCGGACGGGACAGCUUCUAUGCGAGUCAUAUGGCGAUGACACAUCUCUCUCUGCGUAGAUAC